ACGAAAGUCCUAAAUAAAACAAAUUAAAACAAUACAAAUUACAAAGAGAAAACUAAAUUUCAAAUAAAUGUUAAAAAUAUCAAUAUAAUUUUAAGUGAAAUACGAGAAAAAUAUUUGUUUGCGCGUCAAGAUUUGCAACAAACGAUUGGAAAGUUAUUGCAAAAAACUUGAAGCAUGGCUCAGAUACAAGAAUACCAAGAUUUAGUAUUGGAUGCCUUAGAAGUGGUGGAAUUCAAAUUGAUACGUUCUAAGUCGGAUUUGGAAAAUGAAGAAUUAGCUUUUCACCCCUUGAUGGCCCAUCAAAUAUUUGGCGAAUCCGAAAGCAUAUUUGGAUAUCAAGACUUAAAAGUACGCAUACUGUACACAGCCGGACCGUUGCACAUUUAUUUGGGCAUAGAUUACGACAAGAAGGUGGACGAAUUGUCUAAGGGAGAUAUUAAGGCUGAUGAUGUGGUGGCAACGAUAGCGGAAAAACUGCCGGAUGGUUGUUAUUUUGUAAAUAUGGAUGAAUUUCUAAAGACUUUAGAUAAGGCAGACAAAUUCCAGCCUUUUGGUGAAAAACUUUUUGAAUUUAAGCAAGAAGAUGAUGGCAAAAAAAGAGUGUUUGAAUUUUACAAUUCCAACUACAAACAGCCUUCGUUUUUGAAAUUUUUCUCACGUUUGCAGACAUUUGUAUUAUGGUUUGUGGAUGCCGCUUCUUAUAUUGAUGUAGAUGAUCCACAGUGGUCAUAUUUUAUAUGCUAUGAAAAAUUUAAAAAUGAUAAUGGUGAGGUAUCUUUUGCCACUGUGGGCUACACCACCGUCUAUGAGUAUUAUGCAUAUCCCCAAAAUAUACGUCCUAGAAUUUCUCAAAUGUUGGUUUUACCACCUUUCCAAAAGUUGGGCGUAGGUACCAAAUUUCUAAAAACCAUUUAUAAUUUCUAUCAAACUCUGAAAAAUGUCAUAGACAUAACAGUGGAAGAUCCCUCGCAUGAUUUUCAACGUAUGCGUAAUUUUGUGGAUGCCCUUUUGUGUAAGAAACUGAAGUCGUUUCAAAAGGAGGAACUUAAAAAGGGUUUUAACAAGGAAAUGAUCAAGGAGGCUAGAGAAGUUUUGAAAUUAAACCCCCGCCAGUGCCGUAAAGUCUAUGAAAUUUUACGCUUGUUUUAUAUAAAUAUACACGACAAGGAUGAUUACACCUCCUAUCGUUUGGAUGUGAAAAAACGUUUAAAUGCUGUGUAUCACAAACAAUUAAGUGAUAUCAAAAAAAUGGAAAAGGCUAAAAUGGACACUGAAUGGUUACGGGCCCGCUUACCCAAUCUGAAACUGCGCAUUGAACAGUUACAGGAGGAAUACGAACAAGUGGAAAAGGAAUAUCAACAAGUUAUUGAGAAAUUACGAGUAAUUUAAAGGCAGUUCUUUUUAUUUUAGUAUAAUUUGUAUAAUGAUGGUUCGUUUUUCCUUUUUUCAUUUAAUUUUCGUUUGUUUACUCAUUUUUUAAAUUAUUUUAAAUAAAAAACUAGUGAUUGUACUAAUAAAA
Molecule: messenger RNA, 1519 nt
Organism: Calliphora vicina (urban bluebottle blowfly)
Lineage: Eukaryota; Metazoa; Arthropoda; Insecta; Diptera; Calliphoridae
Product: histone acetyltransferase type B catalytic subunit-like
Exons: 4
Coding region: 175-1389 (404 amino acids)
Biological process (GO): subtelomeric heterochromatin formation
Cellular component (GO): nucleus
Molecular function (GO): histone H4 acetyltransferase activity; histone binding
Source: RefSeq, a predicted model, not a curated record